Messenger RNA from Caenorhabditis auriculariae, 4432 nucleotides. NCBI's taxonomy places the organism in Eukaryota, Metazoa, Nematoda, Chromadorea, Rhabditida, Rhabditidae. The record is from the annotation of a GenBank genome assembly.
AUGGAAUCAGCCGGAAUGAUAGUCUUCGAAAAACGGCUCGGCGCUAUGUCGGACAACGUCGAAUGGGCCGACCGGCUGAUCGAAAUCAACCGGAAAAUCUUCCAACUCACGGCCAAAAUGAAGUUCGGCCUUCCGCUCUUUCGGUUCAUGCCGACGCCCACCUGGAAGCAGAUUGUCGAGCUCGAGGACUUGUUUUACACGUUUGAAAUGCUUUUGAUGAAAGAAAAGCGGCGUUUUCUUUUUAGUGAGGCCAACAAACUAAUGGAUGAAGCCAUCGAGAAGCUUUCUUCUAAAAGAGAUGAGUGAGUUUUGCUCUGAAGGCUUUCGGACUUCAAAGUUUUUUUAUAAGAAACUCCAGAACGGUUCCUAAAAGGGCCCUUGUAGGCUCCCCUCUGAGGAUCACUCUACCUAACCCUUUAGGGGCCACUCAGAGUUGCCAAGUGGCCCUUAUAGAGGACAUGCUAGUCGAUUAUCGUCAUUAGAAGAAGUAUUUCCAUGAAAAAAAUCAACAAAUUAGUUUUUUUGAAUGAAAAAAAUAUCAAGUUUUUUUCUUCAUAAGAGUCACACCCUAAACCAUUAUAGGGGCCACUUAAAUUUUACUCCUGUAGGGGACACUUUUUUAUCCCACCCAGGGAGUAUUUUUCCCCGUAAACCUAUAGGAACUCCUAAGUUAUUCAAUAUUUUCCACUUUUCUGACCGACGUUUUUUUUUUGAAAAUCUUAAAAAUUCGAGCUCUGAAACUGUUAGAAGUUCAAGAUAUAGCAAUUUACACACAUGCUCAUAAAAAAGCCUAAACAGGUAGAGGAUUUGAAAUUGAAAACUGAGUUAGAAACAAAAAUUAUGAAAAAGUUGAUAUAUUGCUGACUUUUGAAAAUCUUCCAAAGCCCAUAAUAAUGUCGCAAAAUCGAUAUUAAUGUCGAAAAAUCCAGAUCCGAGAUGCUUUUCGCGAGUUAUUUGAUCAACCGGCCGGAACUCGACAAAAAAGACGUCAAAGUCAUUCUUUUAUCCCUGUUUUCCGACGGUCUUAGCACGGUAUUCUGAUGAAAAUACUGUAUAAUUUCCAAUUUUUCACGCUUCUCAGACAGCUCCGAUGCUCGUCUACAACUUGUUCAACAUCGCCAAACACGAAGAUAUUCAAGAAAGACUCAGAGCCGAAAUCAACAGUGUCGUGAAGCCUUGGGAAGGUUCGAAAUUCAAAAAAAAAAAUCGAAAAAAAAAAUUAUUUUCCUUCAGAAAUCACCCCGGCGAUCCUACAGAAGCUACCCUUUUUACGCGCUUGUAUCAAGGUCUCAAAAAAGAAUGAAUUUUAAAAAAUCGGAAAAUUCUAGGAGACGUUCCGGUUGUUCCCCCUGACCACAGAAAUCUCGAGAAUCCCCCAAAGGGACCUGAUUAUUCGCAAUUUCAAGAUUCCCGCGGGAACCCCGAUCGACAUCAACACCAGCAUUUUGUUGAGGUUUGUUGAUGGCUCGGGCGAAUCCUGGGAAGGUGUUGGGAACAGGGUUGCACGAAAGAGAUUUGCGGAAGAGAACUUGAAUUGAAAUUUCUGCGGGGUUGAAUUUUUUUCAUCGUAACAAAGUUGAUGGUAGUGAAUCUAGACGUGUAUGGAAGAUAAAUAACAAAAAAACAUUAUUUUAAUUAAGCUCUCAUCGUUUAGAAACAUCCGAAAAUAGCAGUUCCUUCCGUGUUCAGUCUUCCGUAAAGCUGUUUUUGGACUUUUUCUAAAUAAUGGUAUCUUUUAUAAAAAUAAGUUUUCGAUAUUUAUCUUCUGAAUGCACAUAACUUCACAAUUAUCAACUUUUCUCCGAUAAAAAAACCUUCUCUUUCAAAAAUUUCGAUUCAACUGCAGUUCCGCAAAUCUCUUCCGUGCAACCCUGGUUGGGAAGGUAACCAUCAGGAGGUUGGAAGUUGCAUGGAAGCUAGAAGGUUUCGGGAAAGUCUUUAAAAGGUGUUCGGAAGGUAGAUGGAAGGUAUUUGGAACGUGAAAAAGGAAAAUGCCAGCCAGAAGCCUGCUGGAAGGCUUUUUUCCAAGUAUAAGGUGUCAGGAAGCUAUAUGGAAGGCGUUCGGCCACUUGCAGGAGAGCUUCCAAACACCUUUUGAAGAACCGAAAGCAGAAGCUUCCCAACUUUCACCUGUGUGGAAUAGUGUUCUAAAAUUUGACCGUUCGACCAAUUAGACCGUUCAACUGAUUCGACCGUUCAGUUUUUCGAACGGUCAUAACAUGUCAUUUUUCUGACCGUUCGUUUGACCGACCAGUUUCUGAAAUUUACAAAACCGAACGACCAUUUCAAGAGUGACAUUUCGAACGGUCAAAAAAUGACCGACCAUUUUUGAAGUGACAUUUCGAACGUUCGAAAAAUGACCGACCAUUUUAAGAGUAACAUUUCGAACGGUCAAAAAAUGACCGACCAUUUUUGAAGUGACAUUUCGAACGGUCAAAAGUCAACAUGUCACUCUGAAAUGACAUGUUGAAAUGUUGAAACUCCAACCGUUCGACCAAUGACCAUUUAUUAUGACAUGUUGAAAAAAUAUUGGUCGAACGGUUGGUCGAACGGUCAAUUUUCGAAACUAUAGUGUGGAACAAUUUUUUCCCUUGCUAAUGGUUUUUGUGGAAAUCAAGAAACAGAGACGUUAUUCAAAUUGAUGAGGCUUUUUUAAAUAAUUUUUCUCGGAGAAACGUCCUUUUUUCCAAUCCCAGAGUAUUCCAGUUCAAAGUUAUCCUGAAACUUCUCCUGACUCUUUUUUGUCCGACUUUUUUGAAUUUAAAAACCUUGAAGGUUGUCUGAAAUGUUUAACGACCAGAUUGAGUUUGAAAUUGAUCUUAAAACUUCUUCCAAACUCGUCUUUUUCGAAUUAUAAUUGAGAUGGAUUGUUAAAGGUUUUCUGAAAUACUCUUGUAACAUCUCCAAGACCCUUUCUUUUCGAUUUUUAAAAUCUUAACGGGUUCAAAAAUUCUUGAAGGUCUCCUGAACUGUUUUUGUAAAAUCUCCAAGACCUUUUCUUUCCAAUUUUCUGAGUUCUAACUGAAUUCAAGUUCCUGGAAGGUCUCAUGUACAGUUUUUGUAACAUCUCCAAGACCUUUGCUUUUCAAUUUUUCAAUUUUUUUAGAACUAAAAAAUCCUUGAGGAUCGCCUGAAUUUUUCAACGGCACAAGUUUCAAUCUUCUUCUUCUUCUUCUUCUUCUUCUUCUUCUUACGCCUUUGUACCGCUUGAGCGGCGUCGGCGCCCAAAGUCGAUUAGCCGAGGUCCUAUCCUGAUAUCAGUGGACUGGCUCCAGUGACAUAUCCGUCCUUGUGUGUGACGGCUGGGGAUUUUGACAAGUUUCAAUAUAAUCCUUAAACUACCCCUAGACUGUUUCUUUACUUUUUUGGGACUUUCAACUGAAUUCAAGUUCCUGAAAGGUCCUUUGAAAUACUUUUGUAACAUCGGCAUUGCUGAGACCGUUUCUGUUCAAUUUAUCCGAGUUUUAUUAGAAAUAAAAAAAUCCUUGAAGGUCUCCUGAAAUAUUUUUGUAACACCUCCAAGACCCUUUCAUUUCAAAUUUCCGAAAAAUCAAAAAAAUCCUUGAAGGUCUCCUGAAAUGUUCAACGACCCGCUCAAGUUCAAGCCGACGCGUUGGUUGAGAGAAAGCGGCAAACACGACCAGGCCCAUCCAUUUGCUCUAUUACCUUUCGGUUUCGGGCCAAGGAUGUGUGCAGGUGGACAUAAUUUUGAAGCUUCAAAAACGAAAAAAAGAUUAUCAAUAUUAAAAGUUGUCAAUUUUCUAGAAUUCAGUUCCUUCCCCCAUUGCUAUAUUAUUGGUUAAACUUUUAACUUUUAAAACUCUCCAUUUUUUACCUUUUUUUUCGAAACUAAAUUGGUUAAAAAAUGCGUUCUCAAUUUUAUAAAUUAAUGACGUAACAGAGGUUUUGACACCACUUUAGUGAUCACUUAAUGGCUGAGGACCGCCCGGUUAAUAAAACUGAGCGUUCAAACAAUAUACGGCUGGUCUGAGCCAUCGGAAAAAGUCCCGACACGAAAAAAAAAGAAAUAGUGCAUUGUUGGUGGAGGGCGCAGACAGGCCACGCCCCUUGACGCCAUGAAUCGACUACAUUGAAAUUCCUACAGUACAAUUUUUUCAGGUUUUAUAAUCCAAAUUUGUCUGGAUUUCCGAAAAUUUAUUCAUGUAGCACAGCAUUUGAAUAAUUUUUUUUUAUAAUGACUUUUCUGGUGAUUUUUUUUUAGAGUUUUCGUGGUCCCUGUUGUAUUGAUUUAUAUAAAACCUCUUCAGGUCGUCGAUUCGCUGAACAAGAUCUCCAAGUGGCCCUGGCACGGAUCGUUUCCGUGUUCGUCCUGGAACACCGACAUUCGGCCAUCAAACAAAUCUACGAGACCCUGAUGAUGCCGCAGGGAAACUGCCAUUUCAAAUUGACUCCCGUUGACACCUUUUUCUGA